AUGGCUGAAUUACACAAGAAACGACGCCUCUCGGAGGACGAGAGCCCAGAAAUCAAAGUCGAGGCCAGUACACCCGCCACCGAGGCCUCGGCAGCACAGAACAAGAGAACUCUUUUCGUCCGUUCACUACCUACCUCAGCCACGACAGAGAGCCUCGCAGAACAUUUCUCGCAGUCCUACAUUAUCAAGCACGCUGUUGUCGUCUAUGACAAAGAGACGAAGGUGUCCAAGGGAUUUGGUUUUGUUACGUUCGCCGAUGUCGAGGAUGCGGAGAGCGCUCUGAAGGAAUUCAACGGGUCCAAGUUUGACGGGAAAAUUAUUCGCGUCGACUAUGCCGAGUCUCGUAAGCGCGAGAUCGAUGAAAAGAUUGGACGCAGUGUCCCCACUGCUGCAUCCCGCGAGAUCAAGAAGCAGAAGGAAGAAGAGAGAGGGGCAAGGCCUGCCACCCAAGCUGAUCGUUCGCAAUCUGCCAUGGACUUUGGAAAGGUGAAGUAUGUUACUCUCCCAAAGAGGAACGGCAAACUUUCUGGUUUCGGUUUCAUCACCAUGCGUGGCAGAAAGAACGCCGAGAGGGCGCUCCAGAUGAUUAACGGAAAGGAGAUUGAUGGACGUCAACUCGCUGUCGAUUGGGCUGUCGAAAAAGACGUUUGGGAAACCACCAAGAAAGAAGACGAGCAGGUGGAGGAGCAGAAGGAAGAGAAGGAGUCUGAGGAUGUUGAGAUGGAAGAUGCCGAGGGUGUUCUGGAAGAGCCUUCAGACGACGAAACUUCUUCCGACGAAGACGAAGACGACGAUGAGGACAAGGACUUGGAUGAGCUGGAUGAACUUGACGACGAGGAAGAAGAAGAGGAGGAUGAUCGAAAUGCCACUACAGUCUUCAUUCGAAACCUCCCCUUCACCGCCACAGACCAGACCCUCUACGACCACUUCAAAACUCACUUUGGGCCGUUACGAUAUGCACGUGUGGUCCUGGACUACGAGACUGAGCGCCCUCGAGGGACUGGAUUCCCCCCCCGAGGAACGGAAUCUAUGGCCCCGAAUAAGGACAAGCCCAAGUCGAACACCGCCAUGAAACACUCAGUCCUCAACGAUGAAAACUCCGACCCCAGCGGCCGCUACACCCUGGAUGGCCGCGUCCUACAAGUCGCACGGGCCGUGAGCAAGGGUCAGGCCAGCAAGCUGGAAGAGGAGGGAGCAUCACGCCGUUUGGUCCGCGACACGGACAAGCGUCAUCUGUACCUCCUCAACGAGGGUACGAUCCCCUCCAACUCUCCCUUGUACAAGAAGCUCUCGCCCUCCGAAAUCAAGAUGCGUGAAGACAGCUACAAGCAGCGAGAGACCUUCAUCAAAAAGAACCCAGCCCUCCACCUCAGUCUCACCCGUCUCGCCAUUCGUAACCUCCCCCGUCACAUCGACUCCAAGGUAUUGAAGCAGCUUGCACGAGAGUCCGUUGUCGAAUUCGCCAAGGAUGUCAAGGCGGGUAAGCGCCAGCCGCUCUCAAAAGAGGAGCAGCAGCGGUCCCGCGAUACCAUGAAGGAGCUAGAACAGCUGCGCAAGCAGAAGAAGAUGGGUAUUGUGCGCCAGGCCAAGGUCGUCUUCGAGACUCGCGAGGGUACCAAGGUUUCCGAGAAGAGUGGUGGUGGUCGCAGUCGUGGCUAUGGAUUCAUCGAGUUCUUCACUCACCGUCAUGCGCUGAUGAGUUUGCGCUGGCUGAACUGCCACUCCAUGGCAGUUCCUCCUUCUACCCAGACCCCCGAGGACCGGGACAAGAAGAAGAGCCUCGUUGUUGAAUUUGCCAUUGAGAACGCCCAGGUUGUCAAGCGCCGCAAUGAGCUGCAGGCUAAAUCCCGCGAGCCCAAGCGUGAGGAUUAUGCUGAGCCAAAGGGAGACAAGGGUCAGAAGAGGAAGCGCUCCGAUACCCGCGAUGGUAGAGGAAAGGAUGGAAGAGAUGCACGAGGUGGACGAGAUGGUCGCAAUGGUAAAGAUGCAAGAGACGCGAAGCGUACCAAGACUGGAAAUGGAAAUGGCGCCAAAGAUGAGAAGGUGAACGAAGAUGAGGACAAGGCCGCUAAGCGCAACCGCAUUAUCGGACAAAAGCGCAUGAAGCGCAAGUCUCGCAAGGGGAAUUAA
Messenger RNA from Penicillium coprophilum, 2130 nucleotides. RefSeq names its product mRNA-binding ribosome biosynthesis protein NOP4. The record is from RefSeq and is a predicted model, not a curated record. Lineage: Eukaryota; Fungi; Ascomycota; Eurotiomycetes; Eurotiales; Aspergillaceae. The coding region runs from base 1 to 2130 and encodes 709 amino acids. Gene Ontology annotation, molecular function: RNA binding. The transcript is spliced from 3 exons.